UUGAACGCAGCAGCUCGACAAGGCAGCCGAAUCCGCAUUAGCGUGUACACUUCCGAGUGGUGGAUUAUCUAGUGUCACAUGGCGAUUGCACUUUCAAAGAGAAGAGAUCUUCCCUCCGUCAUCGGCCAAAGCACCAACAUGGAAAACGGUAUUUCCAAAACCGGAGACGCUAAACUGGACCAAGCUGUCAACCAAUGGCUGCAAUAUGACAAGAAUCCAAAGACAGUGUCUGCAGUGGAGAAGCUGCUAAAAGAUGGCGCCGUCGAGACGCUAAAGAAAUAUUUCUCAUCCAGGAUGGAGUUUGGUACGGCAGGUCUUAGGGCAGCCAUGGGCCCCGGCAUUGCUUGUAUGAAUGACCUCACUAUCAUCCAGACUACACAGGGCUUCUGUCGCUACCUGGAGGAAAAUUUUGAGAACUUCAAGGAGCGAGGAGUGGUGAUCGGCUAUGAUCACCGAGCCCACCCUCCCAGCGGGGGCAGCAGCAAGCAGUUUGCCCGACUGGCUGCAGCUGUGUUCAUCAGCCAAGGGGUUCCUGUGCACCUCUUCUCUGUCAUCACGCCUACUCCCUUUGUGCCUUUCACAGUUUCACACCUCGAUCUAUGUGCUGGUAUUAUGGUGACUGCCUCACACAACCCCAAACAAGACAAUGGCUACAAGGUGUACUGGGACAACGGUGCCCAGAUUGUGUCCCCUCAUGACAAAGGCAUCGCCAAAGCCAUCGAGGAAAAUCUGGAACCUUGGUCAGAGUCCUGGAAUACGGAGAGCGCCCUGAAGAGCCCCUUGCUCAAAGACCCCUAUCAGGACAUCCACAUAAACUACUUCAAGGCCAUUCAGAAACACUGCCUUCACAGGGAAUUAAACAAGACUUCUGAGGUGAAAAUUGUACAUACAUCAGUGCACGGCGUUGGCCACACCUUUGUGCAGUCAGCUUUCAAGGCCUUUGACCUUCACCCACCUUACGCGGUGGAGGAACAGAAAGACCCGGACCCAGAGUUCCCCACUGUGAAAUACCCCAAUCCAGAGGAGGGGGAGGGAGUUCUGACCCUCUCCUUUUCUUUGGCUGAGACGGAACGGGCCACUGUGGUGUUGGCCAAUGACCCGGAUGCUGAUCGGCUGGCUGUUGCUGAAAGGCAGGAAAGUGGACAGUGGCGAGUGUUCAGCGGUAAUGAGCUGGGAGCGUUACUGGGCUGGUGGAUGUUCCACUGUUGGAAAGAGCAAAUCCCCGAUGCUGGUGCUGUGAAAAACGUCUACAUGUUGGCCAGCACCGUUUCAUCCAAGAUUCUGCGUGCCAUCGCUCUCAAGGAAGGCUUUCACUUUGAGGAAACACUGACAGGGUUCAAAUGGAUGGGAAACAGAGCCCGAGACCUUUUGGAUCGAGGCAAGACUGUUCUGUUUGCCUUUGAGGAGGCCAUCGGGUACAUGUGCAGUGCCUCAGUGUUGGACAAAGACGGAGUGAGCGCAGCUGCGAUAGCAGGAGAGAUGGUUUCCUACCUGGCUGCUAAACAGAAGAGUCUUUCUCAGCAACUCACAGCCAUCUAUGAAGAGUAUGGUUACCACCUCAGUAAGAACUCCUACUUCAUAUGCCAUGACCAAGCUGUGAUCCGCAGCUUGUUUGAGCGCUUGCGCAAUUUCGGAAGCGGCGGCAAGGACUCCUACCCGAGUAAAUGUGGUCCCUUCUCUAUCACUGCUGUCCGCGACUUGACCACCGGCUACGACAGCAACCAGCCUGAUAACAAGGCUAUUCUUCCCACCUCCCGUUCCAGUCAGAUGAUCACAUUCACUUUCUCCAACGGGGGCGUGGCCACCAUGAGAACCAGCGGCACCGAACCCAAAAUCAAAUAUUACACCGAGCUGUGUGCAGCCCCUGGUAACAGUGAUUUGGAGCACCUGAAGAAGGAACUGGACCAGCUAGUUGAGGCCAUCAUUGAAAACUUCUUUGAGCCACAGAAGAACAAACUGCAACCAAAGCCAGAAUAGAACUGAUGUGUUCAAUCACAUAAUGUUAUUAUGUCUGUCUUGAUUACAAAUUUGGUGUCACACAGACCAGAGGACCAGAAGCGACUAGAACAACAUUCCUUAUGGCUUGAAUCACACCAAAAGCUACAUUAACUUUAAAAGAUUUUUAAGUAGGUCAUUUUUUAACAGACUUAGUAUUCUUUAUGUUCUUAAUUUAAAUGGGCUCUGGAGCUUUUUGGUCGGUUGUUCAACUGUCUUGAUGCACACCGUACAUUUUCAGCUGUUACGAUGUGUCGUGAAGUUAUUGAGUCUUCUUUCACAUGAACAGAUAGCCUUUCCUGUUUUCUCUGUGUACUGUGGUAAUAAACAUAUUUUAUUCCGUUGAUCCUGA
Messenger RNA from Hippocampus comes (tiger tail seahorse), 2347 nucleotides. RefSeq names its product phosphoglucomutase 2 (gene pgm2). Gene Ontology annotation, biological process: purine ribonucleoside salvage; carbohydrate metabolic process. Gene Ontology annotation, cellular component: nucleus. The record is from RefSeq and is a predicted model, not a curated record. Gene Ontology annotation, molecular function: phosphopentomutase activity; magnesium ion binding. The coding region runs from base 79 to 1977 and encodes 632 amino acids. The transcript has 13 exons. Lineage: Eukaryota; Metazoa; Chordata; Actinopteri; Syngnathiformes; Syngnathidae.